AUGAGAACUGUUGCGGUGGUUCUCUUCUCCUUCACAAACUGGUUGCUGUGCUUUUCUCAGCUCCAUUUGGCUCUUGAUACUUUAAAGCCUGGAGAAAAGGUUACAGGCAAUGAAACCCUUGUUUCAAAUGGAGGCAAAUUCGAACUGGGUUUCUUUUCCCCUCGACAAGAUGCAAGCAAGUACUUGGGAAUAUGGUACCACGGGUUACAGCCACGAACAGUGGUAUGGGUUGCAAACGGAGACCACCCAGUUCCAGACUCCACUGCAUUUUUUCAAAUUGCAGACGAUGGAAAUCUAAUAGUAUCAGACAUCAACGGAAAAAGCUACUGGUCUUCGGGACUAAAAGUAUCUUCGUCCUUAAAUCGUACAGUGAAAGUCAUGGCUUCAGGAAACCUGGUACUGUUAGAUAACCAGGUGAGUAUAAAUAAUCUCUGGCAGAGCUUUGAACAUCCAACCGACACAUUUCUACCAUUCAUGAAAAUGAAUAAAAACAUAAAGUUGACAUCCUGGAGAAGGUUUGAUGACCCAGCAUCGGGGAAAUUCAGCUUUCAGCUUGCUCAAACAGGGGACAACAGCUAUAUCAUUUGGAAAGACCGAGUCUAA
Molecule: messenger RNA, 603 nt
Organism: Neltuma alba
Lineage: Eukaryota; Viridiplantae; Streptophyta; Magnoliopsida; Fabales; Fabaceae
Product: G-type lectin S-receptor-like serine/threonine-protein kinase At4g03230
Exons: 1
Coding region: 1-603 (200 amino acids)
Source: RefSeq, a predicted model, not a curated record